This is a messenger RNA of Nomia melanderi (Alkali bee), 3045 nucleotides long. RefSeq lists its product as uncharacterized. The record is from RefSeq and is a predicted model, not a curated record. Lineage: Eukaryota; Metazoa; Arthropoda; Insecta; Hymenoptera; Halictidae.
CGAUAACACGAUGUACGUUUCGGUUACACGCACCGAUUGCCAAACGGCAACAAUAAAAGAGUGCCAGAACGCGUCGUGACACUGUGAUUAAGAUUAAUCGCCGCAAUAGUACGCUGGACUAUAAAUAGGCGCCACUUAAACAGCAACAAUUUCGUACGGUAAACAGCUCUUGUGAAUGGGAUUUAUAUAUUCCCCUGGUAUUCCUGUUCACGUGUCUAUUUUCUGUGCACGUAACGCCUACUCACGUGAGACAUAUACAACGCUUUGUUUGUGAUAUCUUGGCAUUAUCAUAAUAUUACCUUUACUUAACGUAGGAAAGUUAUCACCGAACACGUGUACUUAUCUCUGUCCAAAUGAAAAAAUUACCUUUCCCCUGUUAUUCGGAUCGUUAACACGUUCGUUCAUUUGCACUGGUCAGUGAAUUCACUGGAUUUAUUUCGUCUGCGAUAAACACAUAAAAUGUUAGGAUUUUGUUGAUAACAAUAAGGAAAUAAUGUUUACAAGGUAAAGAAAGGGUAGCUCGUGUAACAAUUUUCGGCUGCAGAUGCUAGAGAUUCGAAAGAUUUCCCGUGUGACAGAUGGCAGCACCUAUCAGGUCAUCUGCAAGGGACUCUGUCAACGUUCAAAAUUUAAAUUCACGAAUAGACUGAUAGAGUUUGCUUUGAAAUUUGUUUUUAAUAUCAGUUCGAAACUUAUUGACCCUUUACAAUCGAGAGAUGCCUCGUACUCAUCAAUUGAUUUCAUACGGUUAAACUAUAGAAUUUGAUAAUUAAUAUUAAACUUCAGUCAACUUGAGAAAUAUUCAAAAAUAGCCUUGUCAAUGUAAGUGUGAUUUCUCGUUGAGUUUCACAAAAUAUCCUAUCUCAUCACAAAAUGGUAAAAUAUUUCUAAUGAAAAUCUUCCGAGUGCAAAAGGUUAGUAAGAUUUUAUUUAUCGGUACUUUUUUAUUGAAAUAUUCUGACGUACCAGUCAGAUGUUGACCAUGUGUAUAAAUACAGCCACAAUUAUUGUUGAAAUAACGGUAAAAUCGCAGACCUCGUUUAGGAUAAAAUUCGCGAAGGAAAUUGAUCCGGGGAUUGAAGAUCAGUUUGAGAACCACUGAGACGAACGAAAUCCAAAUUUCCAAUGCCUUGAAGUUCGUGCAAAGUUUAGGGUAGUGUAACGAUUUCACGUCGAGUGCGCACGAACAUUUACCGCGAUUACACGACAAGUUGUCAAGGGUAAAAGUACUGCAGUACUGCUGCAAAACUUUCAGCGGAACUGUCAACGCGCAUCAAUGACGUGUUAGUCAUCUUGUCAUUUCGAACGAAGAGAAAAACGUUGAACCCCAUCGUAUCGUAAACCCUUUUUUUUCUAUGUAAAGAAAAGCAAGAUCAUUUUUCUUACCAAUACCAAAAUCACUUCUAUUUCGAUUUGAUUUCAUUUAUCGAUUUUCUCUCGAUAAUUUUAAUAAUUACAAGUACUUACCGUUUAAGGAAAGAUUUCACGAGGGAAGUAUAAUCUGAAUUUUGCAAUUAGAGUAUACUACUGGUUGAGCAUUAUUUAUAAAACGUUUCAGAAAUAUUGAAACAAUGGAUUCCAAUGAUAAGUGAUCGAAAUAUAAAGUAGACGUAUGUUUCUGUUGUACAGACAAAUAUAAACGUGUUCCCUGUGCGUAUUGACACAUUGCACUCUGGUCCCGCGAUAGUGUGGAAUUUUUAGUCGCUUAAUCACUGUUCCCGCAAUAUUGCGAGAUUUUUUUGUAUGCAUGCAUGCUUGCGCAUUGAUGUUUAUUUAUAAAUGAAAAAUUUCGGUUUUGUUGGAUCUGUGGUGUUUGUUGAAGUGUAUAUGACGAAUAUUCAAUGAAAAUAUACUAUUUUAUGGAAACGUAUAAAGUUUUUAAUAUUUUUACACUUGGGCUUUCAGCGACUGAUAUUUAACUGGCACGAAAAUGCGUUAAUAUUUCCCGUGUUUCAACGGGACUUAAAUAAUUUAUUAUCAAUCUGUAAUACCACCGUUGUGUUGUUUAAUAUUUUUUUCUUUUCUAACAUUUCGCUAGAAAUAGCGACGAGUGCCAGCCAAUGAGGGCAAAGACAAAAUAGCCUCCACGACUCGUGAACGUAUCGUUAAAUUUUCCGAGUUUCGCGGAGUUACGGGAACAAUACUAUAUUAGAAUAUAACCUCUUUAGAGAAAGAGAAAAAAAAUUUGCGAAGCAGCUCGUUGGUUUCGUUAAUAAGACGGAACAGUUUUUUUGUACAGUUGACUUGAUAUUAUAAUCGCAUGGAACUUUUCGUUAAGCAUGUCUUAUCUCGCGAUCCGAGAUUAAUCUUGUCAGAUAGUAAGGUGUCCGUGAAUAAGAGAUGACCAUGGUUUGUUCAAGUUGCGUUAUAGCACAUCUAAUAAAAUUUAUCGUGACAAUUGGUUGUAUGAAAGCUGUCGACAACCUACAUGAUAGAGCAAGCAUCUGGUCACUUCGUGCCUUCCAAAUUCUACUCUCCCACUCCAUCAUAGGAAUUCUUAGGUUUGGAGCUCCAUGUAUUACAUCAGCAACCGCUUUAAUAAAGUACCUAAGGAUUUUCUAUGACUGGUACUCCAAGAUUGUUGAUGUUGCACCUUUGGCAUUGUUUACUGCUGGUAUCCUAUCUGGAUAUGGGAUUAACGAAACUGUUUGGCUCAUAGUACUUUCCGUCGGCGUUUUGCCAAUAUUUUUCCAGCUGCAGCCAAAACGAAAAGAGAGACAGAUAAGAAGACAUCAGUUGUUACUAAACAUUGCUUCUACAUUGCAGUUGUUAAUGAUUGCAUUGGUGGGCUUACGAUAUAGUAAUUAUAAUGUUAUCAGUCUGGUUGCUUCCUUCAUUUUCGAACGAUUUUUCAUCGAUGAAUUUUGCUACUAUUACGAUAUUCCAAGUACGGACCUGACCCAAUAUUCUCUUUGCUUCAUAGAAAUUUUUAUGGUGUUAACUUUAAACGAAGUGUGAAUAAUAUUAAUAUAUUGAACAGUUAUUGCAUUUUUAUAUCCUUAACAAAAAUAAACUGAUUUUUCAAUUAUACACUCAACUUGUAUA